GUCAUCCAGACUAUCAGCGCCGUGGACAAGGAUGAGCCUGCCAGUGGUCAUCGCUUCUACUUUGCCCUACCUGCGUCUGUGGCCGGCAACACCAACUUCACUCUCCGAGACAACAAAGGUAGGUGUCUCCUCCUCGUCAAAUUACACCAAUUAUCUCACAACAGUCCAUUACUGAAAACAGAGAAGAAGGUGAGGAACAUUUUUUAUUACAUUUUAGUCAUUUAGCAGAGGUUCUUAUCCAGAGCAAUUAGGGUUAAGUGCCUUGCUCAAGGGCACACCGACAGAUUUUUCAAUUAGUCAGCUUGGGGAUUAGAACCAGCAACCUUUUGGUUACUAGCACAACGCUCUUAACCACUAAGCUACCUGCCGCCCCUUAUGUAAGGGAUCAGGGUUUGUAAGGUAUGUAAGAUCAGGGUCAACGAUGGCCAUAACAGUACUGUAUUUAUGGAUUGAGAAGUGUUCUUCAUAAAUGUUGGAUUUUCAAACAUUAAAAAUUAAGACAUUUUUGAUUGAAAGUAGUUGCUGAAACAACGUUGUUGAGGAUGAUUCCAAUGGCUUAUUCAUGUUUCUUUUUCCUUUAAAUCCAUUUCAUGGAUAAGAAUAUAUAUGAAUGUUAAUUGCAGGUUUAGAAGUGUGGAGGCAAAAAUGUAAUGACCCAGUUUGAAAGUAUCAUUUAAUUUCUAACGAACGGUAUCAUGGCCAUUUGCACAAAAUAAACUCAGCAAAAAAAGACACGUCCCUUUUUCAGGACCCUGUCUUUCAAAGAUAAUUCGUAAAAUUCCAAAUAACUUCACAGAUCUUCAUUGUUUCCCAUGCUUGUUCAAUGAACCAUAAACAAUUAAUGAACAUGCACCUGUGGAACGGUCGUUAAGACACUAACGGCUUUCAGACGGUAGGCAAUUAAGGUCACAGUUAUGAAAACUUAGGACACUAAAGAGGCCUUUCUACUGACUCUGAAAAACACCAAAAGAAAGAUGCCCAGGGUCCCUGCUCAUCUGCGUGAAUGUGCCUUAGGCAUGCUGCAAGGAGGCAUGAGGACUGCAGAUGUGGCCAGGGCAAUAAAUUGCAAUGUCCGAACUGCGAGACGCCUAAGACAGUGCUACAGGGAGACAGGACGGACAGCUGAUCGUCCUCGCAGUGGUAGACCACCUGUAACAAUACCUGCACAGGAUCGGUACAUCCGAACAUCACACCUGCGGGACAGGUACAGGGAGCAACAACAACUGCCCGAGUUACACCAGGAACGCACAAUCCCCCCAUCAGUGCUUAGACUGUCCGCAAUAGGCUGAGAGAGGCUGGGCUGAGGGCUUGUAGGCAGGUCCUCACCAGACAUCACCGGCAACAACAUCGCCUAUGGGCACAAACCCACCUUCGCUGGACCAGACAGGACUGGCAAAAAGUGCUCUUCACUGACAAGUCGCGGUUUUGUCUCACCAGGGGUGAUGGUCGGAUUCGCGUUCAUCGUCAAAGGAAUGAGCGUUACACCGAGACCUGUACUCUGGAGCGGGAUCGAUUUGGAGGUGGAGGGUCCGUCAUGGUCUGGGGCGGUGUGUCAUAGCAUCAUCGGACUGAGCUUGUUGUCAUUGCAGGCAAUCUCAACGCAGUGCGUUACAGGGAAGACAUCCUCCUCCCUCAUGUGGUACCCUUCCUGCAGGCUCAUCCUGACAUGACCCUCCAGAAUGACAAUGCCACCAGCCAUACUGCUCGUUCUGUGCGGGACUUCCUGCAAGACAGGAAUGUCAGUGUUCUGCCAUGGCCAGCAAAGAGCCCGGAUCUCAAUCUCAUUGAGCACGUCUGGGACCUGUUGGAUCUAAGGGCUAAGGCCAUUCCCCCCAGAAAUGUCAGGGAACUUGCAGGUGCCUUGGUGGAAGAGUGGGGUAAUAUCUCACAGCAAGAACUGGCAAAUCUGGUGCAGUCCAUUUGGAGAAGAUGCACUGCAGUACGUAAUGCAGCUGGUGGCUGUUACUUUUGAUUUUGACCAAACCCCCCCCCCCCCCCCCCCCCCUUUGUUCAGGGACACAUUAUUCAAUUUCGGUUAGUCACAUGUCUGUGGAACUUGUUCAGUUUAUGUCUCAGUUGUUGAAUCUUGUUAUGUUCAUACAAAUAUUUACACAUGUUAAGUUUGCUGAAAAUAAACGCAGUUGACAGUGAGAGGACGUUUCUUUUUUUGCUAAGUUUAUUUUCCCCUUCUGUAAAACAUUUCUGGUCUGGACUACCCUGACAUUAUGCCUCUGAGCUUUCUCUUCUAUUACUCAGUUGUUACGAUUCAUAAUUGAAAAAAUACUAUUGUGUAUAUAUCCUAUGGUAGGAAUACUAUAAUAUACUGUAGUAUUUACAGUUUACUAUAGUAUAAAUACUGGUGUAAAAGAAAGAGUAGUGUAUAUACUAUAGUAUUUACUGUAGUGUUUUCGCAGACUGUAGUACACUGUAGUAUUUACUGUAGUGUUUUUGCGGACUGUUGUAUACUGUAGUAUUUACUGUGGUGUUUUUGCUGACUGUAGUAUUUACUGUAGUGUUUUUGCGGACUGUAGUACAAAGCAUCAAAAACAAAGCAAAAACAAAGCAUAAAAACAAAACACAGUAUAAAGUAGUCGCUGCAGCUAUAGCAUAUGUGAUUUGUGAGAUACAGAAAUCUCCUAUAUUAACAGUUGCUUUAAAUUGUAGAUGAUAUCAAUCAUUCAAGGGUUGAUCCACAGUCUGUAGGGUCAUCACAGACUAUGCAGGAUUUGAUCUCUAAAUACUCUUCCACUUCCUCCUGACUGAUCAUGUUCAUGACCCUCCCUUCCAGACAACACUGCGUCUAUCGUAACGAAACGUGGAGGGUUUCGUAGACGGGAGCAGAUGCUGUACCGACUGCCCGUGUUGAUUGUCGAUAGUGGAAGCCCUGCCCUCAGUAGCACCAACACCCUAUCAGUGAACGUGUGUGACUGUGACUCGGACGGUGUGGCCCAAUCGUGUGCAGCCGUGGCAUACACACUUCCUGCCGGCCUCAGUACAGGGGCCCUGGUCGCCAUUCUGGGAUGCAUCAUUACACUGCUGGGUAAGAUCAACCAUGAUGUCAUCUAUGGGUAG
This is a messenger RNA of Coregonus sp. 'balchen', 3072 nucleotides long. The record is from the annotation of a GenBank genome assembly. Lineage: Eukaryota; Metazoa; Chordata; Actinopteri; Salmoniformes; Salmonidae.